Messenger RNA from Scophthalmus maximus (turbot), 4182 nucleotides. Its product is annotated as synaptic vesicle glycoprotein 2B-like. Gene Ontology annotation, molecular function: transmembrane transporter activity. The record is from RefSeq and is a predicted model, not a curated record. Gene Ontology annotation, cellular component: membrane. The coding region runs from base 508 to 2562 and encodes 684 amino acids. Gene Ontology annotation, biological process: transmembrane transport; chemical synaptic transmission. The transcript has 15 exons. NCBI's taxonomy places the organism in Eukaryota, Metazoa, Chordata, Actinopteri, Pleuronectiformes, Scophthalmidae.
AAAUGACGUAGCUUUUCUCUUCAUCUUCCUCCUCCUCACGUGUCGAGUCCCUCCGCUCACGGUUCAUCACGGCAGUUGGGUUUUUGGCUCAGAAGGUUUUGUCAUGAGCACAAGACGACCUGCCAACGAGAGACGAACACGAUCGGUCGCUUCUAACGUCGGCACCUGAAGUGGUCGUUUGGAGAAACUGAAGACGACAUCUGAUCUGGACUCUGGAGUCGACACCAGCGCGCGACCACAACAACAGACACACCAGAAACUGAGACGCACACGAGAGAAGUUCCACCUGGGACCAUUUUACCUUCAGGAUUUUUAAGAAGCAAAUUCUGGCUGAACGAGCUCCACUGCACAGUACAGUGGUUCUUACUGAGAGAGGAACAAUUAACUCACAAUGCUCACCUAAGAAAAUCUGGUAAAUCUCUCAGCUCCAGAUUAGAAGCCACUAAAAAGCCAAAAAGCAAAAGUCUUGUCGUAAAAUCAGCUAUUAAUUGACCUGAGGAAUUCAAGAUGGCCGACCCGUACCAGAACAACACGUACCAACAACAAGGGGGCGACAGCUACGGGACCUACGGGGAAGGCGGCGGCCCCGACGGGUACGGCUACCCUUCGCAGGAGGAGGACGCGGCGAGCGACGCCACCGAGGGACACGAUGAGGAGGAUCAGAUGUACGAGGGGGAGUAUCAAGGGAUCCCCCAUCCUGACGAGGUGAAGGCUGCGCAGAGGGCCGCACGGGCUAAAGCCCGAGCGGCCAGGAACGCCGUCUCCGAGCUGGAGGAGUUGUCCGAGCAGUACGAGGAGAUCAUGGAGGACUGUGGCCACGGGAAGUUCCAGUGGACGCUCUUCGUCGUGCUGGGCCUGGCGCUGAUGGCCGACGGGGUCGAGUGUUUCGUGGUCGCCUUCGCGCUGCCGUCCGCCGAAAAGGAUCUGUGUCUGUCGAACGCGGAGAAAGGAAUGCUGGGUCUGAUCGUCUUCGUGAGCAUGAUGGUGGGGGCGUUCUUGUGGGGCGGCCUGGCCGACAAGGUCGGUCGUCGGCGCUGUCUGAUCGUGGCGUUGGCGAUAAACUGCAUCUUUUCCUUCCUGUCUUCAUUCGCCCAAGGCUACGGCUUCUUCCUCUUCUUCAGGCUGCUGUCGGGCGUCGGGAUCGGUGGAACUGUGCCUAUCGUGUACUCGUACUUCUCCGAGUUCCUUCAGAUGGACAAGAGAGGGGAGCAUCUGUCCUGGUUGUGUAUGUUCUGGAUGAUCGGUGGGAUCUACGCCUCCUUCACCGCCUGGGGCAUCAUACCCAGAUACGGAUGGGGCUUCAGUAUGGGCUCAGAGUUCCAGUUCCACAGCUGGCGGGUGUUUAUCCUGGUGGCGGCUCUUCCUGCCAUCACCUCGCUGGUCGGACUCACCUUCAUGCCCGAGAGCCCUCGCUUCCUCCUGGAGAAUGCCAAGCACGACGAGGCGUGGAUGAUCCUGAAGCAGGUCCAUGACACCAACUGGAGAGCCAAGGGACAGCCGGAAAAAGUCUUUACUGUGACUCACAUCAAGGCUCCCAAGACAGCAGAGGAUGAGUUCAUUGAGAUUCAGACUGCCACAGGAACACCGGUGCAACGAUGGGCUGUUCGCUCACUCACGCUCUGCAAACUGGUGCUGAAGAACGUGGCGUCUCUCGUGUCUGCAGAUCUGCGGUUUGCUACGCUCUUCAUGGCCGUCAUCUGGUUCUGCAUGGCCUUCAGUUAUUAUGGUCUGUCUGUGUGGUUCCCCGACAUGAUCAAGCACCUUCAGUACGAGGAAUACAAGUCCAGGGUCAAGGUGUUGCAUAGAGAAAGAGUGGAGAACUUCCAUUUUAACUUUUCUUUGGAGAACCAGAUCCAUAAAGAAGGGGAAUACAUCAAUGACAAGUUCAUGCAUAUAGAGAUGAGGUCAGUGAAGUUUGAGGACUCACUGUUUGAAGACUGUCGCUUCGAGGACAUCAGGUCCACGGACACGGUGUUUGAGAACUGCACCAUCCGCUCCACCGUCUUCUACAACACAGACCUGUGGCAGGACAAGUUCGUCAACUGUAGGAUGGACAACACCACCUUCGAGCACAACAAGCACGGCUGCCACCUGGACAACGCGGAGGAGAACGACGUCCUCAUCUACCUGGUCAGCUUCCUGGGCAGCCUGGCCGUGUUGCCGGGCAACAUCAUCUCGGCGCUCUUCAUGGAGAAGAUCGGCAGGGUCAAGAUCAUAGGCGGCUCCAUGCUCAUCUCCGCCGGCUGCACCUUCUUCCUGUUCCUGAGCUUCAGCCAAGCGGCGAUCAUCGCCCUGCAGUGUCUGUUCUUUGGCGUCAGCGCGGCCGCGUGGAACGGCAUCGAGGUGAUGACCGUGGAGCUGUACCCGGCCUCCAAAAGGGCCACGGCGUUCGGCGUGCUGAACGCUCUGUGCAAGCUGGCCGCGGUGCUCGGCAGCUCCAUCUUCGCCAGCUUCGUGGGCGUCACCAAGGCCGUGCCCAUCCUGCUGUCCUUCGCCGCGCUGACGUGCGGCGGCCUCGUGGCGCUCAAGCUGCCGGACACGCGGGAGAAAAUCCUCCAGUGAGGACGUUGACGUUGGAUUUCUCGUGACUUCGCUCUGCAGACACCUCACACGCCUGUUCCAUGUAAAAUGCCAAGUUCUGUCUUUACUUCAUGUGCAACAUUUGUACUUUUUUUUUUUUUGGUACAUGUUCUACAGAGGACAGGAGGAGGAGGAGGAGGAGGAGGGGGCGUCGCCGUUCCACUUUGAGUUUAGAGGUCUAGUUGUUCAUGUGUCAGUGUUAUAAAGUGCGACUGAUUCACACCAACAGGUUAUUUUUGCGUAAAUCCAACUUGAAGCUUGAAUCACACUCGCAUCUAACUGGUUGUCAUAUUCUUUGCUUCUCGUCUUUGUACCAGUUGAUGCAUGAAUGAUGGGGACAUGUGUUUUCUGUGUGUGUGUGUGUGUGUGUGUGUCUGUGCUGAAAUUGUGAAAGCGUCUCGUUGAAGUUGUCGAAUCCCCCGAAGUUAAAAUUUUGACUCUUUUCUUGAGAGUCAAAUUUGUAAGUAGAAUUGCACUCGGAGGGAACAUUCCUCCGCCAACGCUAAUGCUCAAUGUCGCUAAGUUCAAGCUACAGUGUGUAAAAAAAAUGUCAUGGGUUCACCUUGGGUCAUGCCCCGCCCCCUGGGCAAUCGGUUUUAUUUUUUGUGUGUGUUUAAUCCUGCCGACAAAGAAAAAUGCACCCGAGGACAUAUUUCAGAACUUCAUCUAAUAUUUACUGAUUUCUGCAGAAAGACAAAUCAUAACUUAGCUUAUAGACACUGUCUGGCCUCCGUAGGUUGAACUGAGAGUAUCUGAGCAUUAACCUCGUCUGUCAUUCUAAUCAUUACCAGUAGAUGGCGCAUGAUUUCCUUUUUUUCCAGGCCAUUUGCUGUUGAACGUCUCUUUGCAUCAAAACUAAUAGAGAAGCUUGAUAUCAGUGAAUGCUGCGGAGGUACGACUUAUUUGUAUGUUAAAGUCCAACAGUUCGUCUCUUGUGCCGUACGUCGUCCUGCAUGAGUACGAUCGACGGUUCAUCAUCAUCAUCAGUGCGUCUUCGUCUUCGUCUCCGUCUCCGACUCCUGCGGCUUCACUCAUUUUCCUCAUCAAGUAAGAAAAUCCAUCCUCGAUACAAGUUAUCUGUUGACAAUCCUUCAGCUAGAUGAAAAGAUCGAUAUGAAUUGAAUCGCCAUGAUUUCAAUGAGAAAUGUGUGAUUUUUUUGGGUUCUGAAUAAUCUUUUUUCCUGAGUAUGAUGUAAAACAAAAUGCCUUUAAUAGAAGUUUUUUUCUUCUUUUUAAGUCAAAAUAAUCCACUACUUGCAAAAUCAUCCAAAUGAAAUCUGCUCGCGUGUCGAUCGUAUAACGUUCGUUUGUCUCUGUUCGAUGUGUCGUGUUGGAAAUGGCUUCAUGAAUAGUUGCGUCUUUGUUUAUUCUGUGUCUGACGUCACGUUACCGUAAAGCAGCUAAAAGACGAGACUAUUGUUGUUUUAUUUCUAGGUUUGAAUGUUUUAAUUUUUAUCUUUCUUUUCAUCCCUCCGUGAACAAAAACUCAAACGCUUCAUUGUUUGAUUCAUUUCUGUCCGUGGCCGUGACAAAUCAGACCGAUAAGAUGUGGGUUGGCUUGUUAUGGCUUUCUGCUAUUUAUUAAAAAUCACUACAAAAAUG